Molecule: messenger RNA, 699 nt
Organism: Didymodactylos carnosus
Lineage: Eukaryota; Metazoa; Rotifera; Eurotatoria; Philodinida; Philodinidae
Source: the annotation of a GenBank genome assembly
AUGAUGACAACUCGAACAGUAAAACCUAAAACAUUCACAUUAUUAGAAAUUUGUGAAAAUAUAACAAAUAUUCGUUCAUCUACUAGUAAAACAUCUUUAUCACCGAAUGUAUCUCAUAUUUUAACACGUCGUCUCUACUUACAUCCAUUAUCAAAAUUAAAAACACGUUCAAUGGUCGAAAUUGAAACACGACAACAUAUAAAUUUAGAAAAGAAAAAAUUAAUAAAAGAUCGAACACAUGUAUCAACUCGUGGUUUAGCCAUUUUAAGUUCAAGUUUAUCACUGAAAACUCGAAAAACAACUCCUUUGAAUUAUUUAUCAAAUGAAACUUAUCAUAAACGUAUACAAAAUCAAGUAACAGAUUCACAAUUAUUUGAGGAAUCUAUUCAAGGAGAAGAUGAUGAUGAUGAAUACGAAUACUUGAGAACACCAACAUCUUCAUCGAUGAAUACAAUAACACCCUAUUCAUCAUCAUCUGAUCAAUGGACGAAAUUUAACAUAUGGCAACAUAUCGAUAGUGUAUUACAACGUCCAAGUCCAAAACAACCACCAUCAACACCAUUAGAUAUGUUAUCAGAUUAUUCUAUACAGGGACAAUUAUCUCCGAAAAAAAAUACGAUUGAACGGCAUUCAUUAAGAAAGAAGACAAUCAAUGAAAAUGAAGAAUUUUUUAGUAGACAAGAAAAUAUUAAAAAAUGA